Messenger RNA from Tuber melanosporum (Perigord truffle), 2033 nucleotides. RefSeq lists its product as uncharacterized. Gene Ontology annotation, cellular component: membrane. Bases 125 to 1912 code for a protein of 595 amino acids. Lineage: Eukaryota; Fungi; Ascomycota; Pezizomycetes; Pezizales; Tuberaceae. Gene Ontology annotation, biological process: transmembrane transport. Gene Ontology annotation, molecular function: myo-inositol:proton symporter activity. The record is from RefSeq and is a predicted model, not a curated record. The transcript is spliced from 10 exons.
GAUGUCUUGCCUUCUUGUGCACCACACACAGUCCCCAACUCCAAUUCUGUGGCGGCUAUAAGGUAGCUGAUAUCCCCCUUCCCCCCCUAAUUACCUCUCUCUCCAGUCAAAGAGGAUAGGAAUCAUGUCAAAUCCAAUUUCUAGCACAUUGGGCUCUCCGGAUGCGGAGAAACCUCUCUCUGUUGGCCCACAUGAGCACCAGCCAGCAUCAAAGAACCAACCCGAGGAUCUACAAAAGCUCAAUUCCAAGCUUGCGCACCCCCUCUCAGGGAUCCCACAUGAGGAGCUAAUGGAAAUGGGCGCUUCCUAUGCUCGCGAGAACGGUAUGGAAGACUUACAAGACGAGUUCAGGAAAGGAGCCCUUCUCGCUCAGAAACCUGAAGCCUUCGAUACAUUACCAUUAUUGACGGACGAUGACAAAUACUACCUACGAAGAGAAGUUACCCACAAGUGGAGUCACCCCAAGGACCUAUAUCAUAUGGUUGUAAUGUGUUCUAUGGCUGCGGCAGUUCAGGGAAUGGACGAAACCGUCAUCAACGGGGCUAACCUUUUCUUUCUCAAACAAUUUGGAAUUGAGAACCGAGAAUGGAUUGCUGGUCUCGUUAAUUCGGCACCAUAUUUAUCUUGUUUUACCGUCGGUUGUUGGUUAACCCAUCCUCUCAACAAGCAAUUCGGUCGUUUUGGUAUUGGCCCUAAGAGUUCGACUGUCCCGGUUUAUGCGGCGGAAUGCUCGCCGCCAGCAAUUCGAGGUGCUUUGGUUAUGAUGUGGCAGAUGUGGACUGCAUUUGGUAUCAUGUUGGGUUAUAUCGCCGAUGUUGCAUUUUACAAUGUCAAGGACCCACCCCAUAUAACCGGUCUCAACUGGCGUCUCAUGCUUGCCUCCGCUAUGGUCAUACCCUUGAUUGUUUGCUUUCAGGUCUAUUUCUGCCCUGAGUCCCCCCGUUACGAAAUGUUAAAGGGCCGCCAUAAGCGCGCUUUCGACUCGCUCGCUCGUCUACGAUGGACAAAGGUCCAAGCCGCUAGAGAUUUGUUCUACAUGCACACUCUUCUGAGGGUCGAAGCCGAGUUGAACAAGAAGAGUGGUUACAAGCUCGUCGAGUUCUUCACUAUUGGGCGUAACAGGAGAGCUAUGAUUGGUUCCGAAAUCGUUAUGUUUAUGCAGCAGUUUUGUGGAGUCAACGUUAUCGCAUACUACUCUUCGGUCAUCUUUAAGGAAUCUGGGUUUACUGUCAUCGAUUCCCUAUUGGCCAGUCUGGGCUUCGGAAUCAUUAACUUCCUGUUCGCUAUUCCUGCGGUGUAUACCAUUGAUACCUUCGGUCGCCGAUUCCUACUUCUUGUUACGUUCCCACUUAUGGGCCUCUUCCUGCUAUUCACUGGAUCUUCGUUCUGGAUUCCCGAUAGAGAGGCAAGGAUUGGAUGUGUUGCCCUUGGAAUUUAUUUGUUCGGGAUAGUGUACUCCCCUGGUGAAGGGCCGGUGCCAUUCACAUACUCAGCAGAAGCGUACCCUCUCUACAUCCGUGAUCUCGGUAUGUCACUCGCUACAGCGACGACAUGGGGUUUCAAUUGGCUGCUGUCGAUGACCUGGCUACCGCUUGUACGAGCAUUCAAACCACAAGGAGCCUUUGGAUAUUACGCAGCAUGGAAUGGUAUUGGGUUUGUUCUGGUUCUGCUCUUCCUGCCCGAGACCAAGGGAAGGACUUUGGAAGAGUUAGACAGAGUGUUCGAGGUUCCUACAAGGAGUCACAUGAAGUAUGGGUUGGCACAGGUUCCAUGGUUUUUCAGGCGAUACAUCUUCCGACAAGAUGUCCCAGCCCCCAAGAUAUUGGAAUUAGAAGAAUUAGAAGAUAUAGAGUACCACCCAGACGCCUUCCGGAACGGGAGCAAAGAUAUAGGUGAGGGGAACAGCGUUUAGGUAGGAACAGAGUUGUUUAUGGGUUUUAUUUAUUCCCUUUGUUUUCAAGAUUACCAGUUGGGGAACCCUUUCGAGUUAGUCUAUUAGACUAGACGUGCUCUAAGAACUUUUUUUUAUCCUA